UCCACACAGCCCUGCUAACGCACCGUACUACGACAGUCACGGUCAUGUCUGAGGCAGCCCUGGCUCCAGCAGCAGCUCCUGCUAAAACGCCGAAGCGACGGUCUACGAAGACCAAAAGGGUUGGACCAUCGGUCUCUGAUCUGAUCCUAAAGGUCGUGUCUGCAAACAAAGAGCGCAAAGGCACCUCCCUGGCUGCUCUGAAGAAAGGCCUGGCCACUUCUGGCUACGACGUGGUCAAGAACAGCUUUCGUGUUAGACUGGCCGUCAGACGCUUGAUCGCCAAUGGUAGUCUAGUGCAGACCAAAGGCACAGGUGCAUCUGGAUCAUUCAAAAUAGGCCAGAAAGCAGCAAAGAAGAAGAAAGCUGUUAAGAAGGCAAAGAAGCCGAGGGCAAAGAAAGCCAAGAGGACACGGGCAAAGAAACCGGCAGCGGCCAAGAAGUCUCCAAAAAAGACCAAGAGAAAGACGAGGAGUCCCAAAAAGGCCAAAAGACCCGGGACCAAAAAGACCAAGAGCCCCAGAAAGACCACACGCAGAACCAGAGCUCCAGCUAAACAGCAGGGAGUGUGAGGGACCGGACAGUGACUAUCCUGGCACCUGAUGUUGGGUGACUCUGCUCGAUUCACACUUUGUGCAACCCAUGGUUAAACAUCUGGAUUUGCUCAUUUAUUAAACUACAAACUGGCGUUCUGCAUGUUCAAGGUUUAAUAAAGAAUUCAUUAUGAUUUGAAACUUA
Messenger RNA from Pygocentrus nattereri (red-bellied piranha), 735 nucleotides. Its product is annotated as histone H1-like. Gene Ontology annotation, cellular component: nucleosome. The record is from RefSeq and is a predicted model, not a curated record. Lineage: Eukaryota; Metazoa; Chordata; Actinopteri; Characiformes; Serrasalmidae. Gene Ontology annotation, molecular function: structural constituent of chromatin; DNA binding. Gene Ontology annotation, biological process: nucleosome assembly. The transcript has a single exon. The coding region runs from base 45 to 569 and encodes 174 amino acids.